CUUUCAAGUUUUUUUACUAAAUUAUGAAUGUUGAAAGUGAAAAGUCAAUUAAUUAUUGUGUGUAUCUUUUUGAUUGGUGUAUUAACUUACUAAAUGAUCACUGAAUAAGGUAUGGGCUUAUUGUAAUCAUAGCUUAAACUCGUGGUCACUCACGGCUCUGGUGAGUACUGAGUACUCAGUAGUGACGAGCUGUGUUUUUAAUUUGUGACAAAAGCGAAAGGAGCUCGGACGAACUGCGAUUAUGUACACACUAAACCAGUAGACGUUUCGAAAAGCACGUUCGCCAAUGUAUUUAAGAUAAUAAUGUAUUAAAAGUUUUGGUCGUCAAAUCUUUACCAAUAGUCAAUGGCUUGAACAACUUUUUCUAGUUGGAAUUUUAUUAUUUUACGAUGGAGUGCAAAAAUUAUUGUGUGAUAUUUUUAAUAUUUGCUGUUGCUAUAGUUCAAGCAGUGGGUUAUGAUACGGAACUAUUCGAAAGUCCUCCGUGCGAUAGUAAUGCGUGUUUUGAAACUCUUCAUGGGGCGCUUGGAGAUUGUUCAUGUAAUGUAGACACAAUCGACUAUUUUAACAACGUAAAAAUAUUUCCCCGAAUCCAGAGCUUGGUAAGCAAAGACUAUUUUCGUUUUUAUAAAGUAAACUUAAAAAAAGAAUGUCCGUUUUGGGCAGAUGAUAGUAGAUGUGCUAUGAAAUACUGUCAUAUUAAAACCUGCUCCAAAGAGAGUGUGCCUGGUUUUGAUGGCUAUGAACAGGAAUAUCUUGAAGAAUCUCCAGCAUUAAAAUACUCAGUAGAUGCAACUACACCCUGUGACAGAGAUUCUGAUCAUGAUCCUGAUUUGGGUUACCUGAACAUGACCAUUAGUGCUGCAAGUCAAUUUGAAAUAGCUAAAUGGAAAGCAUAUGAUGAUUCCUUAGAAAAUUUCUGUCAGUGUGAUGACAAAGAUGCUGAUGCAGAGUUUGUGGACCUUUCUCUAAAUCCUGAACGUUAUACAGGCUAUAAAGGUCCCUCUGCCCACAGAAUUUGGAGGAGCAUAUACCAAGAAAACUGCUUCCGUCCAAAGACAAAUCCAUAUCAAUCAUUCCCAUAUGUAUUGAGUUCCGAUUUGAGUAAUAUGUGUUUAGAAGAGAGGGUUUUUUAUAGAGCUAUAUCUGGUUUACAUACAAGCAUUAACAUCCACCUUUGUUCAAAAUAUUUGUUGUCAGAGAAAAAGAUAGGAUUUGCUGCACCACCUGAAGGAGAAUGGGGUCCUAAUUUGGAAGAAUUCCAGCGUCGAUUUGAUCCAUCCCAAACACAUGGUGAAGGACCCAAUUGGUUAAAGAAUUUGUACUUUUUGUAUUUAUUAGAAAUGAGGGCUCUCGCCAAAGCUGGGCCAUAUUUAGAGAGAGAAGAUUAUUUCACAGACAGCCCUAUUGAAGAUGAAGAGACAAGGAAUGCAAUAAAGAAUAUGCUAGGAGUUAUUUACUCAUUCCCAGAUCAUUUCAAUGAAUCACUUAUGUUUAAUGGUGGGAGUCAAGCUGCCAGUUUAAAGUUUGAGUUUAGAGAGCACUUCUUAAAUAUAUCAAGGAUUAUGGAUUGUGUAGGUUGUGACAAAUGUAAGGUGUGGGGUAAACUACAGACUCAAGGUCUGGGUACAGCUUUGAAGAUUCUCUUUUCAGGUAGAUGGGAUAGGGAAGGUGACCCAGGUCAAGGCAGGUUACCUUUACGGCACAAAUCACAAAAACGCCUUCAGAGGACAGAAAUUGUCGCUUUAUUCAAUGCAUUUGCAAGGCUGUCAAACAGUAUCCGGGAGUUGGAAAAUUUCAGGAGUAUGUUAAGUGGUAAUAUGGAGCAAGAGAAGAAGAAUAUAUUCGCCGCAUCAGGGCCCAGCAUGGAGAUAACUGAGAAGUGCGCUUCGGGAGGUGGUAAACCCAGAAUUUGGAGUUGAUUCUCUCGUUAGUGCGGAUUUCGUUUUACUUAUACAUGAUUUCUAAAAUGCAUUUUUCGUUUAGAUUUGAUAAGGCUGGUUACACAUGGCUUAUGUCUGUGUCCAAAUAUUUUAAAAAAUUUUUGUGUAUGCAGGCUUAUUAAAGAUCAAUAGGGUUUAAAUUAUUGUGUGGUAAGCAUAAUUUAAUCUUCUCUAUGAUACACGAGUACUACACGUUUAAAUAGAAUAACCAUAAAGCCUUGUGUGAACGUUGUAAGCGAUGUAAGCGUUACCUAUUAAAUUAAUAAAUACGCUUUUACGAACGAAAUUACUUGAACAUAUAAUUAGGAGAUUUUUAGUUCGUCUGUCGUUAAUCUCAGCAAUUACAAAGCGCUUGAGUUUUUUCGUUAAGUUCAGCUCAGGGCUAUGGUUAUUCAGAGAACUAUCAUAAAAGCGGCAUAUACAGGUUUGAUAAUUGUAAUUUUAGUCAAAUUCCGCAUAAUUGCUCAUAUAGUAUCAUCUAGAACUCUAGACAAAUCAAAUAUAUAUAAAAAAAUGAUUCAUAAACGUGCUGUAAUCGAAUAGCUAAGAAAUGUUAUUCAUAUAAAUGAAACAUUAUCUGACAAAUCACAAAACUGUAAUUGCGUAUAGUACGAUUGUGAAUAAGUGUUACUCUACAAUCUACCAGCAGGGUUACUCUGUAAAAUUUUGACUGGAAUUCUAACAAAGUGCCUUUUCUAAUUUUUGACGUCAAGUAAACACAAGAUGUUGUUUCAAUAUCGUAUUGGAAUACGUGGUACCGAAACCUGAAUAUUGGCUUCAAUAAUAAAAGUUACGGAGUAAUCCUGCUUGCAGCUUCAAUUAAAAUCAUUUUUAGUUGUUCGAAUUUGAGUUUCAAAAUAAUUUUGAAAGUUUUAUACAUUUGUUUUUAAAUAUAUUUGUAAAUAGCUAUUUAUUUCGUAAUCUGUUUAUUAUUUUGCAUCACAUAUAUUUAUUUAUCACCCAGUGUAUAGGCAUUGAUAGGUUUCAUUUAUUUUUAAGUUAUGUAUAUAAUUGUUAGGUAGUUUUAAUAGGAUUCGAUUUAUAAAUAAGUACAUUUUGUAAUGCGACUUUGCUUUCACAAUGUUUGUAUCUGACCGAAUUAUGUUUUUUUUAAUUAAAACGAUUUAUUGACCAACCCAAACCUUAAAUAAAAAAAAAUAGACAAAAAUUACUGACUCUGGCGACCAGAGACACAUUAAGGCGGUUGUCCACCGCCGCCAGGACGUCACUGAAAACGAGAUGACGGCGCCGAUUUAGCGAUACAUACAUUUAAUUUGGCCUUGUGUCCACUGCACACGCGUCAUCCGAGCGCCGACUUCCCGGCCGCCGAGAUUCGAGUAGAUCGGCGUGGCAUGACUGCUAGAACUCGGCUCGGUGGAUACAUGAUCGCCGUCACGUCAUUUUAAACUCGGCCCGAAAUAAUCUCGUUCUCGGUGACGUCACGGUGGCGGCGGCUAAACGUCCUAAGUUCAAUUACCGAUACGAGUUUCUUUUCCGCGCGAUUCCAUACUACGAGAGAGCGAUAUCGCAAUUUCAUACAAAAACGUCGACUUUUGUUUCGCUGUUGCUUUUGGAAAUAAUAGUGUAAGGGUGCAGGCGUGUCUAUUAACCUAUCGGAAACGUCUUUCUCAAAGUAUUUUUAGUUUCGUUGUAGAUGAGUAUGCUAGAAAAGUCAAUAUGUAUGAAAAAUUUAAAAAUAAUCUUUUUUACUUAAUUUAUCAUACUCUUUUGAGUGAAACGUACAAAUAAUGGAUUUUUUUCGUAUUACAAUUUAAAAAUGCUUAUCAAACACGAUAGCGUGAAAAGUACACGGGUUUUUAAUUGAACAUGUCACAAAAUGGCUGGCGUUAUUUUUAUAUAGAAUUGAAUUUACUUGGAAUUAGUACCUUAGAUAUGUAUAAAUUUGUAUCUAGAUUCUGUAAAAGCCGUUUUUUUUAUAUGUAUAUAAAUUAUCUACGGAAUAAUCAUUGUUUAAUGAGUUUUUACUACACAAGAACUAAUUAAAUUAACUAAUAAACAUCCUAAAUCUGUGAUCCCGUACGAAAUAGUGGAUUGUAAAAUGUAUUGUACAUACCUUUUAGAUACAAAUGUAUAUAUGUAAGUACGUUAUUAUAGCAAACUAAAUUUUUCGAUAAUCGUUGUGUGUCACAAAUAUUUUUCUUAUUUUAUUUUAUGAAAAUUGUCUCAUUCUCUAGUCAGAGCCAUGAUAAAACUAUUUGAUACAUACCUAAGCAUAUUAUUUUUUAACAAUAUUUGUUUUUGACGAAAUUGUAACGAACAUUUUAAUCAAAUCAAGUUGUUUUAUGGUUUUGAUGUGGUUUUUUUGCGAACGUUCGCGUGCGUAAAGUUUAUUAAUAUCAUGGCGACGAUACUUAAAAUAUGGAAUUUAUAACGACUUGUACAAAUAUUGAACUAAUUUAUUUCGUGUUUAUUUAAGAAUAAAUGUAUUUUCAUGGUUAAGCAUAUGUCUGUGAUUAUUAAGGUCUGUUAUUCAUGACAGUUCGUUUUAAUAAAUGUUUUAUUUUAA
Molecule: messenger RNA, 4470 nt
Organism: Pieris rapae (cabbage white)
Lineage: Eukaryota; Metazoa; Arthropoda; Insecta; Lepidoptera; Pieridae
Gene: Ero1L
Product: ero1-like protein
Exons: 2
Coding region: 390-1922 (510 amino acids)
Biological process (GO): protein folding in endoplasmic reticulum
Cellular component (GO): endoplasmic reticulum membrane; endoplasmic reticulum
Molecular function (GO): FAD binding; protein-disulfide reductase activity; thiol oxidase activity
Source: RefSeq, a predicted model, not a curated record